AUGACAAAGAACCGACUCCGAUGGCGCACCCGCGGGCGCAGACACUAUGGACGCCUCGCACAACAGCUAGCCUUUGAUCGGUGGCGCAAGGGUGAACCACUUUCCUUUGACAAACCGAGUGAGCGACAGCUUCUCCUCUAUGAGAUCACGGCAGCUGCGGUCAGGUUUGCUACUGGUCGCAUCAAAAAGCUGAUUGCUGACUCAAAGGACCGGUUCCUACGAGGGGUCGCUGCUGAGGGACAUCAGAGUGUUUCCGCAAUUAUGAACCGGGUCAAGAUGGCUGGCCUGGGUGCCAGGGCCAAGCGGGCAGUCGCCAGAACCCUCCCGAGGCUGCUUGACACGACCACUGGAAGCGAUGCGACCAGUGCGGCCGACCGAGACCGCAUAUGGCUCGAACACUUCGGUACACAGGAGGAAGGCGAGACGAUGUCGACCCAGGACUUCCUCACCAGAUGUUCCAACUGGCAAGAGGACAGAAGCGCUACUUGGACAUGGAAGGAGCUACCGAGUGUUCGGGACAUUGAAGGCGUCAUGAGGAAAACUAAGCGGGGAAAGGCACCUGGUUUGGACCAGCUCCCAAGUGACGUCUUUGCGGCCUGUCCGGCUGCUUUUGCUCGUCUUCUACAUCCGCUGUACAUCAAGAGCCUCAUCAACGGUCGUCAACCGGUGCAGUGGCGUGGAGGCAUCCUGUAUGAGGCUUUCAAGAAAAGUGGCCAUGCGUGGUUGCCUGAAAAUCACCGCAGUCUCUAUGUGGCAAGUUUCGCCGGCAAAGUUCUGCAUCGAGCGAUGCGGACCAAAAUUGGGGGUGACAUCAGCUCCCUCUUACAUCCUCUACACUGCGGCACGCGCCCGGGAGCCCCAGUGCUCUUUCCAUCACUCUACGUGAUCUCGCACUUCAGGAGGUGUGCGCGACAAGGCCGCAGCGCAGCCGCGGUCUUUAUAGACACGAGAGCGGCGUACUACAGGGUGGUCAGAGAACUGAUUGUCGGAGACCUGAAGACGGAUAGAGGUGUUGAAGCCCUUUUUCACAAGUUUGGCCUGGAUGGUGAUGAUAUUUCUGAGAUGAAGGACUUGAUCUCACAAGGAGGCAUGUUGAAUGUCGCGGGCGUGCCGGAGCCGAUCCAGUACUGUGCAAGGGACUUCUUUCGCUACACGUGGUUCAGUUCCCGCUUUGCCAAUGGCGACAACGUGUGCGAAGCAGCUGCAGGCUCCCGCCCAGGGGUUUCCUGGGCGGAUUGUAUCUUUGCUUUCCUGUAUGCGAUUAUCCUUUAUCGCAUACAAGAGGCUCUGGCUGGUGAAGACAUCGGAAUGAGGAUGCCCUACGAUCCAACCCUGGGUCCUUUUGGACACAACCCGGAUGCUGAAAUGCAGGACAUGAUGGACUCCACGUGGGCGGAUGAUUCUGCCUACAUCAUGGAAGAUGAGUCGGCGCUGACUUUGCUUGACAAGGCCUGUCGUAUUACGACAAUCGUGAUUUCUACCUUCCGGAGCCAUGGGCUUGACCCCAACCUCCGUCGCAACAAAACCAGCAUGAUUGUGCGACUGUGUGGCGCAGGCUCAACCAAGGCCCGAAGAGACUACUUCCAGACCGGCAAGCCGGUGUUGUACUUACCCGACCUUGACGAGGAGAUCCACAUCGUUCCCUACUACAAGCAUCUUGGUACCAUGGUGGACCCAAAAAUGUCCCUUCGACAAGAAAGUCGGUACCGAAUGGCCCUUGCCCAGUCUGCCUAUGAGGCAGCAAAGGACCUUUUAUUACAGAACAGGGACCUCUCCUUGCCCACGCGUACUUCGCUUUACCAGACAGCGGUCGUCUCCACCUUCCACAACCUCGCUGUCUGGCUUCCCAAAGGAGAGGCUUGGAGGAGACUAUGUGAUGGAUUUUCUCGCCUCACACGACGUCUCCUUUAUCGACACGGACGGCCCGAGGACAUAUGGAAGAUGCCACUCCCCUUGGUGCACUGUGCCACGGGAUGUUGGCCGCUCGGCUACUUCGCGCGACGAUCGCGAGUGUCGGCCUUGAUUUCGUUGGCGAAGACGGGACCACCCCCUCUCUGGGCGAUCCUUCAGCACGAACGAGAAUGGCGUGACACAUUGGUGGACGACCUACGAUGGCUUUGUUGGGAUGCUGGUGCUGGAUGGCCUACUAUCACGGAGGCCGAUUGGCCCAGAUGGCUGCAUCUCAUGCGGGAUCACCCUGACAUGAUCAAGCGGACAGUGAAGAAAAGGCUACGAGGUGACUUUGAGCACUUCCAGGAGGACGCCUUAAUCCACGUUUGUCACUGGCGCCUGCACAAGACCCUAGUUGAGGGACAAGAGAAGGACAGUGCGCCAGAGCCAUGGGCUUGCAGAGUAUGCUCGAGAGUCUUCAAGAAGAAGUCUGGUUUGGGCGUGCACUUCUUCAAAGCCCAUGGAAGACGAGCCGAUUAUAGAGACUAUGUUGAAGGCAGCUUUUGCCGUGCGUGCAACAAGGAGUUCUGGACGGUUGGCCGUCUUGAAGAUCAUCUCCGCUACUCCGGCAAGUGUCUUCGAAUCUUGCGCCGAAACUACGAGCCAGCUGCGACAGCAGUGCCUGGCUAUGGUAGUAAAAAGCGCCGACAAGCUGAGACCGACAACUACACUCCAGCUGCACCGGUUCAGACUUGUCCCCCCAGCCUUCUGGAUGUUGAAUCUGACUGGAACCCAUGGCAGACAAAACUGCAUGAGGAGCUGUGCAACUUGUUGCUUGAUGACCAGUCUGAUGGUGAAAUUCCCCAGAUGAUUCGAAGGGAGGUUGACAGACACCCCCUUUUCCCGGAGGAGAUUCGCAAAGUGUUGGACUUCCUGACCAGCGAGGUCGAUGAGAUCCACUCUGAUGCGGACCUACAGCAGUGGAGUGAACCGGCGUACCACUCCAUUGUGCAAGCCCUCCAUGACUGCCUGAAGCCCUCCUUCCUGAUUGAGGCUGACCCAGUAGUGCCCGAUGUCUCACUAGGCAUGGUGGAAUUCACCGGUUUGGUGGAAUCGUUUGACUGGGAAGAGGCAGUUUCUACUUUUCGAAGAAGCCACGUGACCCAGACCGGUUCACUGUUUAUCUUGGACGAUUGCUGGAAAGCUGUUUGGUGUCGUUCCAAGGGUGCACCGUUCCCUACAGCCGUGGCGUUCAAUCCGUUGAUUGCAUUCCCAGCUACCUUGAUGGAGCUUUGGCAGGAACUGCUAAAGGGACUGUUUCCAACCCUGCGUGCUCCCAAGGAUUUCUGGGCCCACCCGCUGGCACGACCAUUUGACCCGGACUGUCUGAUCUUCUUCGGAGGAUUCGACACUUCCAGUGCAACCCCUGACCAUCACGUGUGGUGCUACAGCAUGGAGGAGAACAAAUGGAAGGCAGACGGGAAUCCAGGAGGCUCACCACCCAAUGGUGGCACUGGAGAUAUUCGAGAGGCGAAGGGGGCCAUGCUGGGCCAAGAGUUCUACAUCUUCUACGGAGAUACGCAGGCCGAGACCUUCAAGUACACCGUGCCGAACAGCUUCAAAACUCAGGCGGCCAGGAAUGUUGCAGGGACCUGGACGGAGAUCACCGUGGGCGCGAAUCCUCCGCCACGUUAUCUUCAUCAAGUCGUCGCAACGCCACACGGCAUGUUGCUACACGGCGGAGUGUAUGACAACGCCAGCUACAGCACUGUGCCGUACACAACUUAUUAUGCCGACUUAUGGAAACUGAAUUCUGGAGUAUGGACGGAAGUGUCGACAAGUAACGGUCCGGGGACCUUCCGGAAGAGAUGGUACCAUUCGGCAGUCUACGACCCGGUCAACGAUGCGCUGGUCAUCUACGCCGGGUUGGACGCUUCACACAAUCGGCUGGCCGAUAUUCAAUCGUGCAGCUUGCAGACCGGGCAAUGGUCGCUGUGGACGCCGGUGACUUCAGCAAACACGCCCGUUGGAAGAUACGGUCACUCUGGGGUGUAUGCAGGCUCCAACAGGUGCAUGCUGGUUUAUGGUGGCUUUGAGGCCAGUGGACAGCACGUAAACGCCUUGUACUGCUUCGACAUGGCAGCCGGGGACUGGGUCACCAAAAGUACUACGAUAGCAAUGCCGGGGAGAUCGCACCACGCGGCUGUAGUGAACUCGGAUAGUACGAUAAUGUACAUCCAUGGCGGUCAGAAUACGGCGACACCAUCCUUGAGUGACCUCUGGAUGUAUGACAUCGCAGCAGAUAGCUGGACACUCCUCGCUCCACAAUCCAUUGGUCCGGGAAUCAGAUACCACCAUGCGGCGGUUUGGACGGGCGUUUGCAUGCUCAUCUACGGAGGGCUGCAGAACCAGGAUAGCGAAGCAGACCACUAUCUUUGGUGCUACGACCCAUCGGCAAACCGCUGGAUGAUAGACACGAGCGCAGGAGGAACUUCGCCCACGGGGAAGAUCUGGCAGAAUCAUGCGGCCAUUUAUGGUGACAUCAUGUACAUCUCCGGUGGUCAGAUGCCAACCACGACUGACAGGACUUUCAGCUACGUCAUACCGUACACUUUUCAGGGGCUGUCGGGACCACCGACCUCGACUACGACCACCUCGGCUACGACCACCUCGACUACGACCACCACCGUUACUUACACAUCGACGGUCCAGGCUGAUAACGUUUGGGCGCAGCUGGUGCCCAUCACCAGCCUAGCCCCCGCAGGGCGACAGGCUUUCUCCAUGGUUUUCUGGGAGCAGGGUGGCACGAUCCUGGUCUUCGGUGGGUUUAACCCAGGGAAUCAGAACACCGUCUACGACGACUUGUGGGCUUACUCUGUGCAGGGGAACUUCUGGGGGGAGAAGACCUCUGCCAACGGCUCUGCCGGCUCUCGUCAAUACCACACAGCGGUCAUCAGCACAGACGGACGUUGCAUGCUGGUGUAUGGUGGCUGGGGAGUUAGCCAGGCUCUUUUUCUGGAUGACCUCUGGUGCUACGACAUGCCAGCCGACACCUGGAGUGAGAUAAGUCCGACCAACCCACCUCUUGGCCGUGUGGCUCACAGCGCAGUCAUGUCCAACGAUGGUCACAUGUAUAUCUUCGCCGGCUUUGCGAACGUCACGGGCGUUCAAGGAGGAACCUAUGUCAAUUCAAUCUACAGCUACAGCGUCCAGAACAAUGCUUGGACCGAAGUCACGCCCACCGGCAUCGUACCGGAAGCCCUUGUCGGUCAAACUGCUCAUCUGGUCCAGGACUGCAUGUACAUCUAUGGCGGCACGAACUAUACUGGGAAUAUGUUUUCCAACGUGGACUGCUUCAAUGUGGUGACUCACGAGUACACGCGGCUCAGCAGUGGAGGUCGAGCCACUUCGUGGCACGCUGGUGCGCUGGCGUCCUCUGUCGAUUGCAUUCUUUUCUGGGGCGGCGUGGAAUCAAAUUAUGGCGGUUUGUCGUACGUCGCCCCCCAGUGCUUCAACUACGUGGACAACCGAUGGGAGUCGCGAGACGGAAACAGCACCCAGCAGCCCUACAUGCGGACCAACCACAACGCUGUGUACGUUCCUUCGUGGGACGCGCAGCUCUUCUUCAUGACGGCAAGCUCGUAUCAGGACAUGGAAAUGUGGGUCUUCAAAGCUGGUACUACGACCACUUCUACGACCAUGACCACAGCUACCACGACGUUCACAGCGACGGAUCAGGUGGAGAGCUCUUGGGUGUUCCUGCAGCCCUUCUCGGUGAUUCCAACUCCUCGCGCAGACCACACCGCGGUGUACACCAAUCGGAGUGGUUCCGGCCUCGUGUUCAUCCACGCUGGCCAGCGCGAAGUCCCAGGCUAUGGCUAUGGAUCUGGCGGAAGCCCCUUGCUCAGUGACGUCUGGGUCUAUUCUAUUCAGGCCAACCUCUGGGUGCAGAAGUCUUCGUCUCCUUGGGCUUCGCGAAUCGGCCAUUCAGCAGUGAUGAGCCCAAUCGACGAUUGCAUGCUCGUGUAUGGCGGAAGGGAUACCAGCAGUUCCUACCUCAGCGACCAUUAUUGCUACGACACGUCGGAGCCCGCCGGCCGGCCUGUAGCCCCUGAAUACAUGGCAGCGCCAAGGGAUGGUGGAACAAAUAGCAAGGACAAGCCCUAA
This is a messenger RNA of Symbiodinium sp. CCMP2592, 6057 nucleotides long. Lineage: Eukaryota; Dinophyceae; Suessiales; Symbiodiniaceae. The record is from the annotation of a GenBank genome assembly.